AUGCGUCCGGUGACGCUCGUGCUCGGAGGGGUUCAAGUUGACGGGCUGGUGGAACGAGACUUUGUUUUACUGCCUGUGGCCGACGUGUUAACUGCCGCCGGAGUCGCUGCAGGAAAAAACGCCGAGUCCGGGGCGGCUGUCGCUGGAAUAGGACACCUGACUUCAUCUGCGCCCCUUUGCCGGUUUGUUAAGCAGAGGUCGUCGCCAACGGCCUGCCCGUCUGGGACGGCUCAGCUCGCGCUCGAUGCCACCCUCGUCAGCCCGGUCACGCGGGCAGGCGAGCCACAGCCGGCGGCGACACCUGGGGACCAAGAUGACACCUCCACGAUGGUGGUCCCGGGGUGCUCUGUCUUAGACACAGGACAGGGCACGGCGAAGAGCAUCACGAGCGACAAAUUCAAGCCGGGCCUUCCCGACCUGGCUGCUGCGGGAAACCGUGAGAGGGAAAUGAAUUCUAGCCGUGCCAAUGGCGGCAGCCUCAGGAAGCAAGUGGGAAUACCGCUUUCUUUGGAUGAUCGCUUGAGCCGGCUGGCGGAGAACCACGAUUGGAAGCAUGGAUUUAGACUCGGAGAAGCAUCGCAUCCUGGACCCUCCGGUGGGGGAUCGCGGGCAACAGCAAGGAUUCGCAAUGAACGCGAAGAGCAAGAGGGAGCUGCAGUGAUCUUGCAGCUAUGCUACGCCCAAUGA
Messenger RNA from Symbiodinium necroappetens, 687 nucleotides. The record is from the annotation of a GenBank genome assembly. NCBI's taxonomy places the organism in Eukaryota, Dinophyceae, Suessiales, Symbiodiniaceae.